Molecule: messenger RNA, 2385 nt
Organism: Rangifer tarandus platyrhynchus (Svalbard reindeer)
Lineage: Eukaryota; Metazoa; Chordata; Mammalia; Artiodactyla; Cervidae
Source: the annotation of a GenBank genome assembly
AUGGAAGAUGGACCUUCUAAUAAUGCGAGCUGCUUCCGAAGGCUGACGGAGUGUUUCCUGAGCCCCAAUUUGACAGAUGAAAAAGUGAAGGCCUAUCUUUCUCUCCACCCUCAGGUAUUAGAUGAAUUUGUGUCUGAAAGCGUUAGUGCAGAGACUGUAGAAAAAUGGCUGAAGCGGAAAAACAAGAAAUCAGAAGAUGAAUCAGCUCCUAAGGAAGUCAGCAGGUAUCAAGAUACAAAUAUGCAAGGAGUUGUGUAUGAACUGAACAGCUAUAUAGAACAACGGCUGGAUACAGGAGGGGACAACCAGCUGCUCCUCUAUGAAUUGAGUAGCAUCAUCAAAAUUGCCACAAAAGCUGAUGGAUUUGCACUGUAUUUCCUUGGAGAGUGCAAUAACAGCCUUUGUGUGUUUAUCCCGCCUGGAAUCAAGGAAGGAAAACCCAAGCUCAUCCCCGCGGGUCCCAUCGCCCAGGGCACCACCACCUCCGCCUACGUGGCCAAGUCCAGAAAAACGUUGCUGGUGGAAGACAUCCUCGGGGAUGAACGGUUUCCAAGAGGUACUGGGCUGGAAUCAGGGACGCGAAUCCAGUCUGUGCUGUGCUUGCCGAUCGUCACCGCGAUCGGGGACUUGAUUGGCAUCCUGGAGCUCUAUCGGCACUGGGGCAAAGAAGCCUUCCGUCUGAGUCACCAGGAGGUUGCAACAGCAAAUCUUGCCUGGGCUUCAGUAGCAAUACAUCAGGUGCAGGUAUGCAGAGGUCUUGCCAAACAGACUGAACUGAAUGACUUUCUACUCGACGUAUCAAAAACAUAUUUUGAUAACAUAGUUGCAAUAGAUUCUCUACUUGAACACAUAAUGAUAUAUGCAAAAAACCUGGUGAAUGCCGACCGUUGUGCCCUUUUCCAGGUAGACCAUAAGAACCAGGAGUUAUAUUCAGAUCUUUUUGAUAUUGGAGAGGAAAAGGAAGGGAAGCCCGUCUUCAAGAAGACCAAGGAGAUCAGGUUUUCAAUCGAGAAGGGAAUUGCUGGCCAAGUAGCAAGAACCGGGGAAGUUCUGAACAUUCCAGAUGCCUAUGCAGACCCGCGCUUUAACAGAGAGGUGGACUUGUACACGGGCUACACGACCCGGAACAUCCUGUGCAUGCCGAUCGUCAGCCGGGGCAGCGUCAUCGGCGUGGUGCAGAUGGUCAACAAGCUCAGCGGCAGCGCCUUCUCCAAGACGGACGAGAACAACUUCAAGAUGUUUGCUGUCUUCUGUGCUUUAGCCUUACACUGUGCCAAUAUGUACCACAGGAUCCGGCACUCGGAGUGCAUCUACAGGGUCACCAUGGAGAAGCUGUCCUACCACAGCAUCUGCACCGCGGAGGAGUGGCAAGGCCUCAUGCACUUCAGCCUGCCCGGCCGGCUCUGCAAAGAGAUCGAGCUGUUCCACUUUGACGUCGGCCCCUUUGAAAACAUGUGGCCUGGAAUUUUCGUGUACAUGAUCCACCGAUCCUGUGGGACAGCCUGCUUCGAGCUGGAGAAGCUGUGUCGUUUCAUCAUGUCCGUGAAGAAGAACUACCGCCGGGUUCCUUACCAUAACUGGAAGCACGCGGUGACAGUGGCGCACUGCAUGUACGCCAUCCUGCAGAACAACCACGGGCUCUUUACUGACCUCGAGCGCAAAGGCCUGCUCAUCGCGUGUCUGUGCCACGACCUGGACCACCGCGGCUUCAGCAACAGCUACCUGCAGAAGUUCGACCACCCGCUGGCCGCACUCUACUCCACGUCCACCAUGGAGCAACACCACUUCUCCCAGACCGUGUCCAUCCUGCAGUUGGAAGGGCACAACAUCUUCUCCACCCUGAGCUCCAGCGAAUACGAGCAGGUACUUGAGAUCAUCCGCAAAGCCAUCAUCGCCACAGACCUCGCUCUGUACUUCGGGAACCGGAAGCAGCUGGAGGAGAUGUACCAGACCGGAUCGCUGAACCUUAAUAACCAGUCACAUAGAGACCGUGUCAUCGGUUUGAUGAUGACCGCCUGUGAUCUUUGUUCUGUGACAAAGCUGUGGCCAGUGACGAGACUGACGGCCAACGACAUAUAUGCAGAAUUCUGGGCGGAGGGCGAUGAAAUGAAGAAGCUGGGGAUACAGCCCAUUCCCAUGAUGGACAGAGACAAGAAGGACGAGGUCCCGCAAGGCCAGCUGGGGUUCUACAAUGCCGUGGCCAUUCCCUGCUACACCACCCUCACCCAGAUCUUCCCCGCCACGGAACCACUCCUGACGGCAUGCAGGAAUAACCUGAGCCAGUGGGAGAAGGUGAUCCGGGGCGAGGAGAGCGCCCUGGGGAUCCUGGACACGCCAGAGGCCCAGGAGUCCUCGGAGAAGCUGCCCGUGAAGACCGAUGACUGA